Triticum aestivum (bread wheat) is the source of this 2820-nucleotide messenger RNA. RefSeq names its product splicing factor 3B subunit 2. Gene Ontology annotation, cellular component: nucleus. NCBI's taxonomy places the organism in Eukaryota, Viridiplantae, Streptophyta, Magnoliopsida, Poales, Poaceae. Bases 1 to 2577 code for a protein of 858 amino acids. The record is from RefSeq and is a predicted model, not a curated record. The transcript has 21 exons.
AUGGUCCAGGAAGAUGAUGAAAGUGACAUGAUGUUGAUGUGUGAACUCAUGGACGAGGAGGAUCCAGUUCUUCAAGUAUCGGCUAAAGAAAUUGUCGAGCUCCGUGAAGAAAAAGUUCGCUCCCAAGAUUAUGGUUCGGAAACUCGUGUCGAUGUUACAGAUGCGGGAGGUGAUUCCGAAACUUAUGUUGAUGCUACAGAUACAUAUAUCACUUUGUCUGACAAAGAUAAAACAGCGUACGUGACGCCUGAAGUCCACGAAGCACAAUAUGCUGGUGCUAGAUUGGAUGCAUCCCCACUAGAGCAUGUGAUGUACAAGAGAGGUGAAGGAAGGGAUCGUCUACUAGUUGGCAUCUACGUCGACGACAUGUUGCUAACUGGAGCAGAUGAAGAGGUGAUUGCAAAGUUCAACCUACAAAUGAAGGAGCUUUUCAAGAUGGAUGAUCUAGGGCUAUUGAGUUACUACCUCAGGAUCGAGGUACAUCAAAAGUUGGAAGGGAUCACACUAUGCCAGGAGGCAUAUGCAAGGAAGGUCGGCCCCCGCGGCAGGCUCCGACUCGAGGUGGUCGAUGGCUACGGCCAGGAGCCCGCUGCCACCGAGGCUGAGCUCAUCGGCAUCGGCGGAGAUGACAUGGUCAAGAUUUUUUUAAAAAAGUUCACGCAUUUAAUCCUCUCUAAUCUAAUCCCCGCAAAGGUCCGUGUCGGCGGCGAACCGGCCCAAAUCGUUUGGGCCUUGACAGCCCAGCAGACCGACCCAGAACCGCUCUGGCUAACUUUACUUGACCCCGGAGCCCUCUGGCCCUUCCUCCUCCCCUCCCCAUCGCCGACCGCCAUGGCCGCCGACCCUAGCUCCGACCUCGCCAACGGGGCCCCGGCCCCCGCCCCCGCCCCCGCCGCCGCGGGCGCCGACAAGAAGAAGUCGCGCGAGAGCGAGCGCCGCCGCCGCCGCCGGAAGCAGAAGAAGAGCAAGGCGCCCGCUUCCGACGCCGCCGCCACGGACGCCGACGCGGCCGCAGGUGCCGAGGAGGACAAGCCCGACUCCAAGCCCCCGGUGGAGAUCGAGGUGGAGUACGUGCCGGAGGAGCCCGACCUCGCCGACGGCCUGCUCGCCGACUUCAAGAGCAUCUUCGACAAGUUCACCUUCAAGGAGCCCGUCGCCGCCGAGGAUGGGGAGAAGAAGGACGAGGCCGCCGACGCCGCGAAGAAGGGGUCGGGGUCCGACUCGGACGACGACGAGCAGGAGACCCAGCAGAAGAAGAAGGAAGGGGGCAUCUCCAACAAGAAGAAAAAGCUGGAACAAAGGAUGAAGAUUGCGGAGCUGAAGCAGAUAUGCAACAGGCCCGACGUUGUCGAAGUUUGGGAUGCGACUGCGUCAGAUCCGAAGUUACUUGUCUAUCUGAAGUCUUACAGGAACACAGUACCUGUCCCAAGGCACUGGUCCCAAAAGAGGAAAUUCUUGCAGGGCAAGAGAGGUAUCGAAAAACAACCUUUCCAACUUCCUGACUUCAUUGCUGCAACUGGAAUAGAAAAAAUAAGACAGGCAUAUAUCGAGAAAGAGGAUAGCAAAAAGUUGAAGCAGAAGCAGCGGGAGCGUAUGCAGCCAAAAAUGGGCAAGAUGGAUAUAGAUUAUCAGGUUUUACACGACGCCUUCUUCAAAUAUCAAACAAAACCAAAAUUGACUAGUCAUGGUGACCUUUACUACGAAGGGAAAGAGUUUGAGGUCAAACUUAGGGAAAUGAAGCCAGGUAUGCUGUCCCGAGAACUUAAAGAAGCUCUUGGUAUGCCAGAAGGUGCACCGCCUCCAUGGCUUAUAAACAUGCAGAGAUAUGGUCCUCCGCCCUCUUAUCCUUCACUGAAGAUUCCUGGUCUGAAUGCCCCAAUUCCUCCUGGUGCUACUUUUGGUUACCGGCCCGGGGAAUGGGGAAAGCCUCCUGUGGAUGAGCAUGGACGCCCCCUCUACGGAGAUGUUUUUGGUAUCCUACAGCUGGAUGAACCUAAUUAUGAUGAGGAGCCUGUUGACCGCAGCAAGCAUUGGGGAGACUUGGAGGAGGAAGAGGAGGAGGAGGAGGAAGAUGAGGAGGAAGAGGAGGAGGAACUAAUGGAAGAUGAAGACAUGGAAGCUGGCAUGCAGUCUGUCGACACCAUGUCAAGCACUCCCACUGGCGUGGAAACACCUGACGUCAUUGAUCUUCGGAAGCAACAGAGGAAAGAGUCUGAAAGGCCAACAGAUAAGCAGUUAUACCAGGUUCUUGAGCAGAAGGAGGAGAAAAUCGCACCUGGAACCCUCUAUGGGUCAAGCCAUACAUAUGUGGUUGGGGCACAGGAUAAGGCUGGGGUUAAAAGGGUUGAUCUCCUCAAGAAUCAAAAGUCCGACAAAGUGGACGUCACCAUACAUCCCGAGGAGCUCGAAGUUAUGGACGAUGUUCUGGCAGCCAAGUAUGAAGAAGCUCGGGAGGAGGAGAAGCUACGGAACCAGAAGGAAGAUUUCAGCGACAUGGUGGCGGAGAAUGCGAGCAAGAGGAAGAGGAAGCAUGAGAAGGACGGGAAAUCUUCCAAAAAGAAGGACUUCAAGUUCUAGACGGCGCCGCUUUGUUACCGUUCCUCUUCCGCUUCCCAGGAGGAGGAUGUUUCCAUUUCUUCCUGUAGCCUGUACUCUACUCUAAAUCAAGCUGUGUAUGUAUACUUAGCCUGUGGCAAAUGUUGAAGUGCUGGAUGAGAAGGCCUGAUGAAAAAGGAAGUGAAGCUGUAAUCCAUGCAUGAGAACAAAUUGUGAUGUUAAAUGUGACUGCUAGCAUUAAUCCAUUGCUGUCAUGAAGAGUAA